AAAUGGUAACGAGCCAAAGAAGAAAAUAUGUUUUUAUAAGUUGGGAAGAAUCAAAGCAUCUCUCCUGGCUUAACUGGGUCCUAACAGUCAUAUUAACAUGUAAAUAAUUAAAGCGGUACCAGUCAGAACAACUGACCAAUCAAAUGGCAGACAUACCCCUGACGCCCUUCUUUCAGUACAGUUCUAAGAAAACCCGGUGGAUUAAUGAUGAUCUCAGUCUUUUUCUAAAGAUGUGGAGCAAAACGAAAUUCAAAAAAAUGUCAGCCUUAAACCUUUCAGCACUUUGAGGUGGAUCUGGAAUCAGAGAUAUUAAUAAGACAAGUUUGAAGAAAUUAUCAGACAAAUACAUGCAAUAAACAAAUCUUAUUUCACUGAAAUUCAUAUUAAUAUAUUCUCAUACUGCUGGAUCCAUCUGAAGCAAAUCCACAGUUCGAAUCAUCAGCAGAAUUUUAACCGGAAGAACCUCUCCGUGUGUUCCGGUGCUGACCUGGUUGAACAGACGGGGUCCAUUCAUUCUAAAGACUAGAAGAUAUUAAGUAGAAAAUAAAAAUAGUUCAAACCCAGUUAAUAAUGUUUGAGGCCAAAAUGAACGACUCCCUCAGUGGUCCGUAAACGCCGCGUGUUGCCAUGGGGACGGUAAACAGCUCAGAACCGAUUGAUUUAAGCAGAGGGACGCACCGAUACCGACACCGGGCGCCAUUUGAGGCCGAGUAGCAGCUUCUUUUUCCCGGAUCUUCUUCCUCCGGCUGACCGGGAACCCGGAGCCCGAACCCGGCUGCGGGAUCCAGACCCAGCGCCAGGAUGUGUGAGAGCAGAGCGGUUCCCAGCAGGGAGGUUAACCGGCAGCUGUUCGACGCUCAGGCUCAGCUGUCCAGAUCUCUGCUGGCAGGACACAGAGUCCAGAAGACAGACAGUCUGUCCCCAGCGGACAGCAGCAGGGUCUGUUCUCCCACCAGCAGGGGGCAGCAGAUGGAUGAUGAAGAUGAUGGCUUUGCCGACGUCAGGAAGCUUCCUGACUCAGUGGCGAUCAACCAUCCGAGUUCUGGGAUUGUUGAGAGGCUGAGCAAGAAGAGAGGUCAGAAACACGAUGCAGCUCUGAAGCAACUGGAGGCUGACCUGACCCACCUGUCCCAGGUGUGUGAGUUGGAAGUGAGGACCAACAGUGAGCAGGUGCGGUCCUCUCUACGGGAGGUGGACCUCAGAUUGGACACCCUGAAGGGCAGAAUUGGACAGCAAGAACCCGGCAGUCUGCAGGCCUGGCACAGUCUCUGGGAGGCAGUGGAAGAGGAGGUGAGGCUGAAGAAGAUCUGCAUCUCAGAACUGGACAAGAAGCUGAGUGGCGUUGAAGAACAUAGAAGCCUGGAGAUCAAAGUUGUUCUGAGGAAACACUUCCAGCUGCUGGAGCAGAUUAGCUUCCUGUCUCCACCUGAUGUCCACAGGCUGAUGCACGCUGAGGCCAUGAAGUUAAAUCAGUCUCUGCUGGCCAACCAGCGCAGCAUCGCCUGGUUGGUACUGCGCCUGAAGGAGGACCACCUUCAGCAGGAGUCCCUCCUCCGUCUGCUCUGGAAGGACUGCCUGGAUCGAUGGAGGAGCAACAGAGUAGAAGAAGUGGUGGAGCGGUUAAAGGGUCUCUGCAGCAGAGAUAAGGAACAAGAGCUGUUCUUGGAUCAGCAGAUGAAACAAACUCAAGAAGAUCUGAUACAACAGCGCUGUGAAAUCAUCUAUAAGAUCUGUUCUCUGGUCCCUCCCAUCUGCUCCUCGGCUCUGGUUUCUGAUUGGCUCGACGAGCUGACCGCUGUCAAUCAGCAGAUUGACCAUCUCCAUGCUGACCUUCUCCAUCAGAUGCGAGGAUUAUACGAACACACAUGGCAGCAUCACCUGGCUGAGGUGGAGAACUGUAAGGUGGCGCUCUUAGCUCUGCAGCUAUCAGACCAGCAGGUGAAGGAGAUCAUCGCCUCUCAGCUCCUCCCUCUGAUUGGACAACUGCAGAGACAGGAUGAAGAGCGAUUGGCUGCUCUAGAUGUGUGCAGUGACUCUGUGGGACGUCACAGCCUCCAGGUCAGUAGGAGUGUCUUUGAGGUGAUGCGAGCCUCAGCGUUGCUAUGGGAGAUGCACUGCCGCAAGUUGGAGAGGAGAGAAGAAGAACUGAAGGGACAAUUGGAGGUCCUCAGUCAGGCCCAGCAGAAACACGUCCAGAAGAAGAUGGUGCACAUGGAUGUCCUGUUGGGGGCGCUCCGUCAGGAGAGCAGUGAGGCUGCUAUGCAGAUGUGUCUGCAUAAAACUCUGGAGCAGCUGCAGGACAUGGAGGACAGCUGCAGGCAGAGCAUUUCUGAUCAAUGUGAGCUCCUGGAUCAGCUUCCUGCUCUCCUCAUGGAGGAGCUCCUCUCCUACAGCAUCAGCAUCAGCUCCUUCUUCAGACUCAGCCACGCCUACAGACCGAGUCCAGCAGAACUGCAGAACUUCCCACCAUUGAACAUCAGAAGCCCCACACUGGUCCUGGAAACGUCUUCCAGGACAGAAACCGUGCAACCAGAGAACAAAGAGCCAAUAAGCAGUGAGAAAGAAACUGGCCCCGCCCUCAGCUCCCAGGAAUGGCUGACUGAGGCAGCGUCCUCUCUACUCAAACUCUGCGACAUCAGCAGCAGUGUCACCUUUACAUCAACAGGGGGCGUGGUGUACACAGGCCCCGCCUUUAGGUGCUCCGCCCCCGACCUGUCUGACUCCAUCCAACAGGAAACACACCUGAGCCUGUUUCCUGUGGAGCUGCUCGUGCACACUCUGAGCAGGACCCGGACUCUGGUUCUGGACCAUGUUGAGCAGAGCUUCAAAGAUCUUCUUAGCUCGGCUGCUGCCAUGGUGGCGGAAAGAAAGGAGGCGGUCAGAUUGGAGCAGAAACUCCAGCUGACACCAGAACACAUCCGGACCCGCAUUUAUGAGCCCCGGCUUGCUGAGCUGCAGCUCCACCAGAAGUGUGUGGACAUCCACUGUCAGGAAAUAUCGGACAUUUUGACCUCCUGUAGAAAAGAGUUUCAGGAUCUUCAGAACUCCAUCCAGAAGAAGAACCAGGAGUUGUUCAACAGUUUGGCCUCCUGUGAAAUGGAGCUGCAGACCUCCAUCCAGAAGAAUAACCAGGAUGGCCUGGAGGUGGCGUCAAGCAGCAUCAGAGGUCUGGAGGUUUGUGGCACCACCCUGCAGAACUGCCUGGAUCGGCAAACUGAAGAUACUCAGAACUUCAAACAGUUGGUCCAGAGCAGACUGGAAGAGGCUAGGAAAAGAACAGGGGAUCUCCUAAAGUCUUUCAGGAUGUUCAGCGAAGGAAGAGAUUUAGCUCCUCAGGAGGAUAAAAUGUUUCGGAGGAGACUGAAGGAGGAAACCAAGCAGAUCAGUGCGACUGAGAAGUCCAUCUUCUCUGAGCUGGAGUUGUUAGAGUCCAAGAGUUUGCAGCAGGUGAGGAAGGUGUCAUCUGGUCUGGAGGACAAGCUGUCUUCUCUGCGGGCUGAGGUGAAAUUCACUGAUGAAGUCCAGAAAAUAAUCAGCAGAACACAGAUUCAGAUCAAGGCUGAGGUGGCCAGCAGCAACCUGCAGCAGUCUAAGCUCAGCAGCAGGUUGGAGGAUCUGAGGAUGAUGAUGAAGAACAUGCAGGUGUCACCAGAUCAGAUUUGUUCGUUCUUUUUGUCAACUAAUGAACAAAUGAAGAUGCGCUGCUUCUACCUGGAUUUUAAUCUGGACUCUGCGGUGAAGGAAAGUCUCGCUCUGUCGGGUCAUCCUGAACCCAGGGAGCAGGUCCGAUGUGGUUCCCUGCAGCUGAGCAGGACAGCUGUGGACCUCCAUGAAGAGCAAGCUGUUAGUGCCGUCAGGUUCACUUUGCUCCAGGAUUCAAGCUCAGAAAACCAGCAGAGAGGAAGAAAAGCUGCAGAUCAGAGCUCCACCCAACAUCAGCAGAGAAGCGCCGAUUCCAUCAGCACUCUGAGUAUGAGAAUAAGCUCCAGGUCCAUCAGAACCGAAGUCAGCACCGGCAUCAGGACCAAGAAAAAAUUCCAGAUUUUUGGAUCCAAACAGGAAGCUGAGCUGAGCACACACUCCUUCAACACAUCCCUGACUUCCAUCCUGUGGAGAAGCAACGACGCUCUCCUGCUGCUCGCCGAGGAGUUUUACUGCAGCAAGCGUCCCUGCAGCCUCAACCUGCUCCCCGAAUCUGUGGACCAAUGGGCUGAAAGCAUACAGCAAAGGCUGCUGGGAUACCAGGAGCAGGGAAGGAGGUUCCUGAGCGUGAGCAGAGAUGAGGUGGUGAAGCAGCUGUCUGUGUUCAGGGAGCUGCUGAACUGCUUACCUGAUGUCUUAAUAAACGACCAUGAGGGACAGCAGGGGGCGCGGCUCACUGAGGAGGUGGGCGAGGUCCGAAAGAAGCUGGAGGAGAAGCUGGCAGCCAGUGAGAAGGAGAAGAUCUCCAACGUCCGUCACCUGCGAGUGUCUCUCAGCGACAACGAGCUAGAGGCGCUGAACAGCAGGGAGGAGCUCAGACAGCAGCAGGUGCACAGCGCCAUCCACAGCACACACCUGGAGCUGCAGGAGUGUGUGAGAGGGAGAGCGGAGGAGUUUGUGACGUCGCUGUCCUCUCUGACAGAGAAGCUGCUGCAUCUGCUGGACGAGAUGCUUACUGCUGCAGAGCCACCCAGAGCUGUUACCAUGGAGACAGGAGCUGAAACAGGAAGUGAGCUCAGCAGAGGAAGCAGGACUUGGACCGGUAUCGCCCACCUGUCCCUGCCCACCAAUAACUCAGGAGUAUCACCUGUUACCAUGACUACAGCAUCCAUCACCACAGCCAGGAGCAGCCUGAAACGUGGGGCAGUUAUCGAGAACAGAGACGCUGCAUUGAAGCGGUGGGAGCAGCUGAUCCGCUCGGAAGUGUCACGUUCUGAUGUGGACAGACGGAACCAACUGAGCAAACAGGAGAGCUGGACCUCCUACUGGAGACAAGAAAUCCUCACGCUGAGAAGCAUACAGAAGAAAACUGGUUUUUAAUGCGUCUCGUGCCUUAUGACAAGUUUUUUCACUUGUUCAGGAGACCGCUUCUUCAUUAACCCAUUAAACGUCCUGAACACGA
Molecule: messenger RNA, 5104 nt
Organism: Girardinichthys multiradiatus
Lineage: Eukaryota; Metazoa; Chordata; Actinopteri; Cyprinodontiformes; Goodeidae
Gene: ccdc180
Product: coiled-coil domain containing 180
Exons: 37
Coding region: 802-5022 (1406 amino acids)
Source: RefSeq, a predicted model, not a curated record